Messenger RNA from Salvia splendens (bonfire salvia), 540 nucleotides. RefSeq names its product secreted RxLR effector protein 161-like. Lineage: Eukaryota; Viridiplantae; Streptophyta; Magnoliopsida; Lamiales; Lamiaceae. Bases 1 to 540 code for a protein of 179 amino acids. The record is from RefSeq and is a predicted model, not a curated record. The transcript has 2 exons.
AUGGCAGUCCCGGGUGGCACACAUUGGCAGGCCUUGAAAUGGAUCAUGAAGUACCUAGUGGGUACACAAGAUUUUGGAUUAUUGUUCUGCACGAUGGAAGAUGAAGAUGAGCUCGUGGGAUAUUGUGAUGCAGACUAUGUUGCAAAUGUUGACAGCAGGAAGUCUCAAUCGGCUUAUAUCUUCAAACUCUUUGGUACUGCAGUGAGUUGGAGAUCCAACCUUCAACCCGUGGUUGCACUCUCCACAACAGAGGCCGAGUAUAUUUCAUUGGCAGAGGCAGUCAAGGAGGCAAAGUGGCUAAAGGGAAUCUUGGGUGAUUUUGGUGUGAUGCAAGCUUCUGUCACGCUUCAAACUUUUCAUGAAAGAAGUAAACACAUCGACAUCAAACUUAAUUUUGUGAGGGAUGAGAUAAGUAGAGGUGAAGUGGCGAUCAAGAAGGUUCACACCUCUGAGAAUGCAGCUGACAUGAUGACUAAACCCCUAUCGAGUGCUAAGUUCGAGCAUUGUUUGGACUUGGUUAACUUGACGACUAGGAGAUGA